GUUUGAGGUGAAAAAUAAAUAAAUAAACUAGGCCUCACCUCACCCCUUCAGUGCCUAUUUAAGUCACAACACAAUUUAGGGGACAACCCAUUUCUUUAUAUAACAUUAAUUAGUGAAAAGCUUUUUGUUGUGCACAUAAGGAGGAUCAUGCAUGGCGGGGGCGGAGGAAGGAAGGAGGAGGAGUAGACAAGACAGCGAUAAUCUGGAGAAGGGACACAUGUCAAGGUUUAGGCGUUGUUAUUAUGACACACACGGCGGAGAUGCAAGGCGGCAAUUUGUGGUUUAUCCUGAUGACCGGUGGUACCUUGUGUGGAAGCACUUCAUUCUGAUAUGGGCAGUGUACUCAUCCUUCUUCACUCCAAUGGAGUUCGGUUUCUUCAGAGGUUUACCGGAGAAGAUAUUCCUUCUCGACAUCGCCGGCCAAUUGGCUUUCCUCAUCGACAUCGUUAUCCGCUUCUUCGUCGGAUAUCACGAUGUUCACGCCAACUCCAUCGUCGUCAACCGCUAUCAAAUCGCCAUUAGGUACCUCAAGUCUCGCUUCUUCCUCGAUCUCCUCGGUUGUUUCCCCUGGGAUUACAUCUACAAAGCCACCGGCAAGAAAGAGCUUGUUAGAUACCUCCUCUGGAUUCGACUUAGCCGAGCUUGGAGAGUCACCGAGUUCUUCGAGAGGUUGGAGAAGGAUAUUAGAGUUAAUUACCUGUGUACAAGAAUUGUUAAACUCUUCGUUGUUGAACUUUACUGCACUCACACUGCUGCAUGUAUCUUUUACUAUCUCGCAACCACCAUGCCUCCUUCUCAGGAAGCUUACACGUGGAUCGGUAGUUUGAGGAUGGGUGAAUACACCUAUUCUGAUUUCAGACACGUGGAUCUCUGGAAGCGUUACGUCACGUCGCUCUACUUCGCAAUUGUUACCAUGGCUACUGUUGGCUAUGGAGACGUUCACGCGGUAAAUGUGAGAGAAAUGAUAUUUAUUAUGAUUUAUGUUUCGUUUGACAUGAUUCUCGGCGCUUACCUUCUCGGGAACAUGACUGCGUUGAUUGUGAAAGGAUCCAAAACAGAGAGGUUUAGGGAUAAGAUGUCUGAUAUUAUUAAGUAUGUGAAUAAGAACAACUUGGACAAGCAGAUAUGUCAUGCUAUUAAAGAUCAUUUGCGCUUGAAGUAUGAUCGCAGUUACACCGGACCUUCUGUUCUUCAGGACAUACCAACCACAAUUCGCGCAAAGAUUUCAAUCAGUUUGUAUGAGAAGUUCAUUCAGAGAGUUUCUCUUUUCAAGGGGUGCUCUGUAGGGUUUAUAAAGCAGAUUGCAACCAAAGUCCAUGAAGAGUUUUUCCUCCCAGGAGAAUUGGUUAUGGAGGAAGGAGAUGUUGCGGAUCAACUUUACUUUGUAUAUCGUGGUGAGCUGCAUGAGAUAAGGAGGGAAGAUGGCGACACAGAAGAGAAAAUCCGAUUGCAUAUCUAUAGUUUCUUCGGCGAGGUUUCUUUUUUUUGUAAUAUGCCUCAAACUUCCAUGGUUGAAGCUCAUGAAUUUUGCAAGGUUUUGCGACUUGAUAAGAAAUCGUUUACUGAAAUACUGAAGAUAUACUUCUUAGACGGACGUAUUAUCUUGAACAACCUCCUUGAGGUAAAAGACUCGAGUCUCCAGCAUAAGCUUUUGGAAUCAGACUUCAACCUGACUAUUGGAAACCUAGAGACAGAGCUGGCUACGAGGAUGAACUGUGCUGCCAGUGAUGGUCACCUUGACCUUGUGAAACGUUUGAUUGGAUCAGGGGCAGAUCCUAAUAAGACUGAUUAUGAUGGCAGAACACCCUUGCAUAUCUCAGCAUCAAAGGGCUAUGUAGAUAUUUCUGGCUUUCUUCUUGAACAAGGAGUAAAUAUCAAUUCCACAGAUAAAUUUGGCACCACUCCCUUGCUUGAAGCCAUCAAGAACGGACAUGAAGAAGUAGCAUCUGUACUCGUUAAUGCGGGGGCUAUCCUUACUAUUGAUGAUGUUGGAAAUUUUCUCUGCACGAUUGUUGCAAAGAAGGAGUUGGAUCUUUUAAAAAGGGUUAUGGCUUGUGGAAUUAAUCCAAAUGCCAAAAAUUACGAUCAACGUACACCUCUUCACAUAGCUGCCUCUGAAGGCUUGCUUACAAUGGCUGAGUUACUUUUAGACGCUGGAGCUAGUGUUUUAUCUAAGGACAGAUGGGGAAAUACACCUCUUCAUGAAGCUCAUACAGGUGGAAAUAGAAAUAUGAUCAAACGGCUUGAAGUUGCAAAAGUUUCACAGUUGGUUGAGUUAUCCAAUAGUAUUCAUGAAACUCAAGCAACACCAAUGUUGCAAUCAACAGAUGAAAUUUCCAAAAAGAGAUGUAUAGUAUUUCCUUUCCACCCGUGGGUUCACAAAGAGGAUAGAAAAGAGGGAGUUGUCUUAUGGGUUCCGCAAAGCAUUGAAGAACUUAUAAAGGAGGCGAUGAAACAUUUGGAAAUUUCAAAUGGUUCAUAUAUUUUAUCAGAAGAUGGUGGCAAAAUUCUUUAUGUAGACAUGAUUUACAAUGAUGAGAAGCUAUUUCUAGUGAGUGUCUGAGUGAAGGACAGAAUGAGGCGCACAAAGUGAUCAGAUGUUCUGGUCAGCCAAGUGUCCAGGCACAGCAGUAGGAACAACAAAUAAUGCAAACGCAGUUACCACUAGCUGGUUUUAGUAUACUUUUUCUUUCCUCACUCCAUAAAUUUUUCUAUUCCAGCUUAGAGCGAGUGGAAAAUAGAUCCAGAAAGAAGCGGUUGUUAAAAGAAAACGGGGGUUCUAUUAAGCUAUUAACAUUCAACCAAUUUGCAUUGUAUUUUAUUCAUAUUAGACCAUAUUUGUGAUCGACAUUGUAUUGCAGACUCUAACGUAAUUUACGCCAAAAAGAGGACUGCGGUUUUUGUAAGUGGUAACAAACGUACUAUCACCCCUACGUCUUUCUACUAUGGUACAUGUCAAUAGAUAAAAUUAAUAUCCUUAUUC
Messenger RNA from Abrus precatorius (Indian licorice), 2983 nucleotides. RefSeq names its product potassium channel SKOR-like. The record is from RefSeq and is a predicted model, not a curated record. Gene Ontology annotation, cellular component: membrane. Gene Ontology annotation, molecular function: protein binding; voltage-gated potassium channel activity. Gene Ontology annotation, biological process: potassium ion transport; transmembrane transport. The transcript is spliced from 11 exons. Bases 152 to 2563 code for a protein of 803 amino acids. NCBI's taxonomy places the organism in Eukaryota, Viridiplantae, Streptophyta, Magnoliopsida, Fabales, Fabaceae.